Juglans microcarpa x Juglans regia is the source of this 2439-nucleotide messenger RNA. RefSeq names its product probable acyl-activating enzyme 17, peroxisomal. Bases 97 to 2298 code for a protein of 733 amino acids. The transcript is spliced from 14 exons. The record is from RefSeq and is a predicted model, not a curated record. NCBI's taxonomy places the organism in Eukaryota, Viridiplantae, Streptophyta, Magnoliopsida, Fagales, Juglandaceae.
ACCUAAUUAUAAAAAUAAAAAAUAAUUAUAAAAAAAACGUCCAACCAACUUCAACUUAUCUGAUGGUCUGAUAUUACUGCAGGUUAGCUCUCCCUCAUGAAUGCUAGAGAUUGGAUAAUGGCGUACAAAGCUCUAGACUGCAUCACGAGGUCGGACAUCGAAGCACAGGGAAUUGCACCGGACCUUGCAGAGGGAAUCCAUGGAAGAUUCACCGAGAUCGUCCGUAAUUACGGACCCGCCACUGCUGAAACGUGGCGGGAUAUCUCGAAGCAUAUACUCAGCCCGGACCUCCCCUUCUCCUUCCACCAGAUGAUGUAUUACGGCUGCUACAUCAACUACGGCCCCAACCCGCCUGCUUGGGUACCCGAUUCGGAAAAUGCAAUCUUAACAAAUAUUGGUCAGCUGUUAGUGAGGCGGGGUACAGAGUUUUUAGGUUCAAAAUAUAAGGACCCCAUAUCAAGCUUUUAUGAUUUCCAGGAAUUUUCAGUCUCAAACCCUGAGGUUUAUUGGAAAACUGUGUUGGAUGAAAUGAGUGUAACUUUUUCUGUGCCUCCCCAAUGUAUCUUCCUUGAGUGUCCAUUUGGGGAAAGCCAUUCCUCAUACCCUGGUGGUCAGUGGCUUCCCGGAGCAUUAGUGAAUCCAGCAAAGAAUUGCUUGAGUUUAAAUUCCAAGAGAAGUUUGGAUGAUGUAGUGGUAAUUUGGCGUAAUGAAGGGGAUGAUGAUCUGCCUGUACGCAGGAUGACCCUCCAGGAGUUUCGUGCAGAGGUUUGGUUAGUUGCCCAUGCAAUCAAAGCACUGGGCUUGGAGAAAGGGUCUGCAAUCGCAAUUGAUAUGCCAAUGGAUGUCAAUUCUGUGUUCAUCUACCUGGCUAUUGUUCUGGCAGGCUAUGUUGUUGUGUCCAUAGCUGACAGUUUUGCUCCACUUGAAAUAUCAACAAGGUUGAAAAUAUCAGAAGCAAAAGCUGUAUUUACUCAGGAUCUGAUUAUUCGUGGUGACAAAAGUAUACCAUUGUACAGUCGAAUUGUGGAGGCUCAGUCACCUAUGGCAAUUGUGAUCCCGACCAGAGGUUCUAGCUUUAGCAUGAAAUUGCGUGAUGAUGACAUUUCUUGGCAUGAUUUUCUUGGAAGAGUCAAACAUUUAAAGGAAGAUGAAUUUGCUGCCAUAGAACAACCAGUAGAAGCAUUUAUGAACAUUCUUUUCUCAUCUGGAACUACAGGAGAGCCAAAAGCAAUUCCUUGGACCCAUGCAACUCCUUUUAAAGCUGCUGCAGAUGCAUGGUGCCACAUGGAUAUCCAAAAAGGUGACAUCAUUUCCUGGCCCACGAAUCUUGGCUGGAUGAUGGGUCCUUGGCUGGUAUAUGCUUCAUUGUUAAAUGGGGCUUCCAUGGCUUUGUAUAAUGGAUCUCCCCUUGGUUCUGGAUUUGCCAAAUUUGUUCAGGAUGCUAAAGUUACCAUGCUUGGAGUGAUCCCAAGUAUUGUUCGGGCAUGGAAGAGUAGAAACUGUUUGGCUGGUUUGGAUUGGUCUGCCAUCCGUUGCUUUGGCUCCACUGGUGAGGCAUCUAAUGUUGAUGAAUACCUAUGGCUGAUGGGGAGAGCUCACUAUAAGCCUAUCAUUGAAUAUUGUGGUGGCACGGAGAUUGGAGGUGGAUUUAUUACUGGCUCAUUAUUGCAGCCUCAAUCAUUGGCUGCUUUCAGCACACCAGCUAUGGGCUGUUGUUUGUUUAUCCUUGGCAACGAUGGUCAUCCCAUUCCGAAGAAUCAACCGGGGAUUGGUGAAUUGGCACUUGGUCCCCUCAUGUUUGGGGCUUCUAAUACACUGCUGAAUGCCAAUCACCAUGAUGUCUACUUUAAGGGAAUGCCUUCCUGGAAGGGAAGGGUUCUUCGGAGGCAUGGGGAUGUGUUUGAGCGGACUUCUACAGGUUAUUACCAGGCACAUGGUCGUGCAGAUGAUACAAUGAAUCUCGGAGGUAUCAAGGUGAGUUCUGUUGAAAUUGAACGCAUCUGUAAUGCGGUAGAUAACAAUGUGCUCGAGACAGCUGCUAUUGGUGUGCCACCGCCAGGAGGAGGACCUGAACAGUUGGUAAUUGCGGUUGUAUUCAAGGAUUCAGAUAACAUGGAAGCUGACUUAAAUCAGUUGAAGAUUCUUUUCAAUUCAGCAGUGCAGAAAAAUCUAAAUCCUUUAUUCAGGGUUUCUCGGGUCGUGCCUCUCUCAGCUCUUCCAAGGACAGCAACAAAUAAGGUUAUGAGAAGGGUUUUGCGUCAGCAGCUCACUCAACUUGAUGAGAAUUCUAGGUUAUGAUGGAUGGAUGGAUGUAUGUUAUUCUUGAUGAAAGCUUGCUUUGACCUGCUAUCUCUGUUCAUAUCUGAAAUGAUUAUCCACAAGGAUCUGUCUCAGAAAAUAUCAUAAAAUAAAAUAAGAACUUAUAUGGUGGCGAUUCAA